AUGUACUGCUUCCUCUCCACCAUGUCCUUGGCUGACAUCUGUGUCAUCUCCACCACAAUCCCCAAGAUGAUUGUGGACAUCAUGACUCACAACCGAGUCAUCUCCUACGGGGGCUGCCUGACACAGAUGUCUCUUUUUGUGCUUUUUGUUUGUAUGGAUGAUAUGCUUCUGAUCAUGAUGGCCUAUGACCGGUUUGUGGCCAUCUGUCACCCCCUGCACUACCAGGUCAUCAUGAACCCUCGCCUCUGUGGCUUCUUAGUUUUGGUGUCUUUUCUUCUUAGCCUUUUGGAUUCACAGCUGCACAAUUUGACUGUACUACAACUCACCUGCUUCAGGGAUGCAAAAAUUCCUAAUUUCUUCUGUGACCCUCCUGAACUCUUCAAGCUCACUUGUUCUGACACCUUCAUCAAUAAUAUCAUCAUGUAUUUAGUUGGUGCCAUAUUUGGUUUUCUUCCUCUCUCAGGGAUCCUGUUCUCUUACUAA
Molecule: messenger RNA, 483 nt
Organism: Otolemur garnettii (small-eared galago)
Lineage: Eukaryota; Metazoa; Chordata; Mammalia; Primates; Galagidae
Product: olfactory receptor 7E24-like
Exons: 1
Coding region: 1-483 (160 amino acids)
Biological process (GO): G protein-coupled receptor signaling pathway
Cellular component (GO): membrane
Molecular function (GO): olfactory receptor activity; G protein-coupled receptor activity
Source: RefSeq, a predicted model, not a curated record